Molecule: messenger RNA, 4038 nt
Organism: Plodia interpunctella (Indianmeal moth)
Lineage: Eukaryota; Metazoa; Arthropoda; Insecta; Lepidoptera; Pyralidae
Gene: Grp170
Product: Grp170 co-chaperone
Exons: 9
Coding region: 165-2912 (915 amino acids)
Biological process (GO): endoplasmic reticulum unfolded protein response
Cellular component (GO): endoplasmic reticulum chaperone complex
Molecular function (GO): ATP binding; ATP-dependent protein folding chaperone
Source: RefSeq, a predicted model, not a curated record
CAGUAACCAAAAAGAAGAAAACACGUUAAACUUGACGUGGACUAAAGUAGCUGGUUCAUUCAUUUUGUAAAAAAUAUUACAUUUAAGUUACUAUUUAUUCUUUAUACAUAAAGAGAAAAGGCACCAGUGAUUUAAGAGAUAAAUGAGUAUUUAUAACAGAAAAGAUGAUCUUCUGUUCUAAAAUGUAUGGAGCAUUGAGCUUGGUGUUGUUACCAUUAUUUUUAAGUCAAUACACAGAUGCGGCAGCUGUAAUAUCCAUCGAUUUGGGAUCAGAAUGGAUGAAGAUUGGAAUUGUCUCUCCCGGCGUGCCAAUGGAGAUAGUUUUGAAUAAAGAGUCUAAAAGGAAGACCCCGGCAGUCGUAGCUUUUAGAGACGGUGUGCGGACCUUUGGGGAAGACGCUGUAACUGUGGGCGUUAGAUUCCCCAAAAAUUCCUACAAGUAUCUGUUAGAUCUUCUUGGAAAGCCCUAUGACCAUCCUAUGGUGCAGGCUUAUAAGGAACGCUAUCCAUAUUAUGAUAUUGUGGAGAAUGAUCGAGGCAUCCCAGAGUUUAUACAUGAUGAGAACACAAGGUUUACGCCCGAGGAACUGGUGGCACAGUUGCUGGCGAAAGCAAAAGAGUUUGCCGAAAUCAGUCAUGGCCCACCAAUUACGGAAUGUGUGAUUACGGUCCCUGGGUUCUUCAACCAAGCAGAAAGGAGAGCUCUCAAAGAGGCUGCCUCACUUGCUGGGUUGAAUGUGCUACAGUUGAUCAAUGAUUACACUGGGAUAGCUAUAAAUUAUGGAAUUUUCAGGAGAAAGGAAAUCAACGAGACUGCAUGGCACACUCUAUUCUUCGACAUGGGCGCUGCGUCGACCAAGGCGGCGCUGGUGGAGUACCGCACUGUGAAGACCAAGGAGCGCGGCUACGUCGAGACUGUGCCGCAGCUGCAGAUACUCGGCGUCGGGUUCGAUAGGACGUUGGGCGGUCACGAGAUGACGUUACGUCUCCGCGAACACCUGAUCAAAGCGUGGGAGGCGAGCGGCGGCGGCGACGUCAGGGCUUCGCCCCGCGCCAUGGAGAAGCUGCUGAAGGAGGCCGAGAGGCUCAAGAUUGUGUUGUCAGCGAACACGGAACACUACGCGCAGAUCGAGAGCCUGUUGGACGAUAAGGACUUCAAGCACUUGGUGACUCGGGCAGAAUUCGAAGAGCUAUGCUCAGACCUGUGGUCCCGAGUGUCGGGGGUCGUGCAGCGCGCGGUGUCGGCGGCGGGGGGCGCCGGCGCGGGCGCCCGGCUGGUGCUGGCUGGGGGCGCCGCGCGUGCCCCCGCUGUGCACCUCGCUCUGCGGGGCGCUGUGGGGCACGAGCCCGCCCGCUCCAUCAACGCUGACGAGGCCGCUACCAUGGGCGCUGUGUAUAGGGCGGCGUCCCUAGCCACCGGAUAUAAAGUGGCUCCGCUAAACGUUCGCGACGCUGUGGUCCUACCCAUACAAGUUGUGUUCUCCAGACAUGUGGACGGCAAUGAUAAAUUGAUCAAACGCACCCUCUUUGGCCCAAUGAAUCCUUACCCUCAAAAGAAGGUAAUCACAUUCAAUAAACACAUUGACGACUUCACUUUCAACGUCAAUUACGCUGAAUUAGAGCAUAUUCCUUCUUCUGAAUUGGCUUAUAUCGGCACUCUGAAUCUUACGCAAGUUAUGUUAAAUGGCGUCAGUGCAGCACUCGAUAAACACACAGGAGAGAAUGUCGAACAUAAGGGCAUCAAAGCACAUUUCAACAUGGAUGAUUCCGGCAUACUAAAUCUAGUUAAUGUAGAAUUCGUUGCUGAGAAAACGGUCACAGCAGAAGACGAAGACAAAGAUAGCACUCUCUCUAAAAUAGGCAGCACUAUUAGUAAGCUAUUCAGCUCGGAUUCAGAAGCGACGGAAAAACCUGAAGAAAAAACUGAAGAACCGCCUCAGGAAGCUGAAAAGAAUGAGACUUCAAAGGCCAAUGAAACAGUCACUGAAAAACAAAACGCAACUGCGACGGAAAAGCCUAAACCGAAAAUUCUAAUAUUGAAAGAACCUAUUGCCACAGAAGAACAAAUACUUAACUUGCAACCAUUAACCUCUGAUCAAUUCAAAGCUUCUUUAAAAAAAAUCAACGAACUGAACAUGAUAGAUAGAAAACGAACGGAAAGGGAAACUGCACUGAAUAAUCUGGAAGCUUUUGUAGUAGACGCACAAAUGAAAAUUGACAUGGACGAGUAUUCUGAAUGUGGAAAGCCAGAGGAAAUCGAAGAGAUCAAAAAACUGUGUAGCGAAGUAUCUGAGUGGCUCUAUGAUGAUGGCUACGAUGCGCCUACAGAAAUGUUUGAGGAAAAACUGGCCUUGCUUAAAGAUAAAACGAAUCCCAUAUUCUAUAAACAUUGGGAACACAGCGAAAGGCCUGACGCUAUCGCCUCUAUGCGCUCUAUGUUGAAUAAUUCCAAUGAAUUCCUUAAAAUGGCGAAGAACUUCACUAAAGAAGUGAACACAGAUAAAGAUAUAUUCACCGAAGUAGAAAUAAGUGUACUAGAAAACAAAAUAAUUGAAACAGAGACAUGGCUAAACAAGUCUAUUGAAGAACAGGAUGCGUUAAAGAAAAAUGAGGAUGUUAAGUUAACCAUCGAGAGUUUAAGGGAAAAAAUGCAGGGUUUAGAUAGAGAGGUCAAAUACCUUUUGAGUAAGAUGAAAAUAUGGCGGCCUAAGAAGCCGGUGAAAAAAGAGGCUGAAAAUAAAACUGAGACGGUGAUAGAACCGGAGGGUAAAGGGGACGAACCGGUAAAAUCGGAAACGCAAGAGGAAUCUCCGGAAACGAUUCCUGAAGUGAGUGACGCGGAAAAGGUGGAGGAGACGACAGAGGCGCCCCCGCAGUUAGCCGAUGGCAAUGACGAACAUUCCGAAUUAUAAUAAGGGGAGUAAUUUAAUUUAUUAGUCUAAUUUAUUUUUUAAUUUGAAGGUGCUAUCUGUUCGCUAUUUGAAUUGUUUAUUUUUUGUGCGGAUUGUUGGUUUUACUCAUAGUUUCGCAAUGUACAGUUUUAGUUAGGAAUUAGUAUUUGUGUGCACUAUAAUAGUAGAUUUUCCGAUUUUAUAAAUAUUAUAUAGGUAAUAUUAAGCUUUUGUAUACUUUAUGACUCAUUCAUAAUACCAAUUCAAAAAGCGAACAACUAGUAAACCAAUCUCAAAUCAGACUGGCCGCCUUUCUGAAAUUCCGUAAAAUCUAUUUAUUAUUUGAGUUAAAUACAUUUGUUAUUGGUUGUUAGCUGGUCUAUCUUCGAACUGCGGCUUUCUCUCUUUUAUAUGAUUUAGCUGGUGGCCCCCUAAACAACAGUGGACGCGAUAAAUGUUAUACAUAGUAUAUUUAUUGUAAUUAAUCUUUAUGUGAUAUAUAAAGGCAUUAAGUUGUGAGUGGUUGGUAUUCCUGCUACAGAUUCGACCAAUGUUAUAAAUAUAAAAUACGUGAUCUGCAAGGUUAUACACAAACUUAAGAAAAUAAAGUACUCAUAGCCGAAAAAGGUCUUAUGAAUCAAAAUAUGUUUAUACGAUUGUAUUCUGUAUUUUAAAAAGUGGAUUUAAGCAAUACAAAAUGUAUUUAUGUCUACAGCUUGGGUAAUAUGGAAGUAAUUUGCAUGCAUUUAUUAUUCAGAUUUUUGUCGUCAUAGUGAUUAGUUGUCAUAUUGUUCUUUGAGUGUUAUUCACAUAGUGAAAAGUGGUUCAUUGCAAUGCAUUAUCAGAUAUCGAGAGUUGUAGGUUAUUGUGUGAACAAACAAAUCUUUAAGUUCCUCAAAGAUAUGUGACGUUAGCAAAGGUACGUGCUCUUUUUUACGUUCUUUUAUGUAUUUUUGUUUCUCAUUAAUGUACAAAAUACAUUUGGCACAAGUUUUAGUAUUAACACAAAUUGUUAUGUAAUAGGCGUUAUAUUAAGCUAAGUGACGUAAAAAAUUGUGUGGGUUCUGUAGCACAGGAAUAUACGUCUUAAGUAAGAAUUGUUCAGUAUCCAGUCGCAAACGAAAAUAAAUUAUACGAUGAAUGAAAA